AUGGAGGAGUUAAACUUGGACUGGCUGCGCUCCGCGGCUCAAGCGCUGGCGGGAUCUGAGGCUAGUACAAAGGGCAGUAAACGCAUGAUGAGUAAUUCAUCUCUGGAGAGCAACUUGGAGGGUCUAGCUGGUGUUUUGGAAGCUGAUCUGCCAAAUUACAAAAGCAAGAUACUAAGAAUACUAUGUACUGUCGCACGUCUGUUACCAGAAAAGCUUACUGUUUACACGACACUGGUUGGGUUGCUGAAUGCAAGGAACUACAAUUUUGGUGGAGAGUUUGUAGAAGCCAUGAUUCGUCAGCUUAAAGAAUGUCUGAAAGUCAAUAUGUACAACCAAGCUGUGCAUUUAGUUCGUUUUCUAUCUGAUCUUGUGAACUGUCAUGUAAUAGCUGCACCUUCAAUGGUAGCUAUGUUUGAGAACUUUGUGAGUGUGACACAGGAGGAAGAUGUACCCCAAGUACGAUGUGACUGGUACAUAUUUGCAUUUCUGUCAUCUUUGCCGUGGGUUGGAAAGGAGUUAUAUGAGAAAAAGGAUGCUGAAAUGGAUCGUCUCUUGUCUCAGACUGAAAGCUAUUUGAAACGCCGGCAGAAGAUUCAUGUACCCAUGCUGCAAGUCUGGACUGCUGAUAAGCCACAUCCACAAGAGGAGUAUUUAGACUGCCUUUGGUCUCAAAUCCAGAAGUUGAAAAAAGACCGCUGGCAAGAACGACACAUUCUGAGGCCCUAUUUGGCUUUUGACAGUAUUCUUUGUGAAGCGCUGCAGCACAAUCUGCCUCCGUUCACUCCUCCGCCUCACACCGAAGAUUCAGUGUACCCCAUGCCAAGGGUUAUUUUUAGAAUGUUUGACUACACGGAUGACCCUGAGGGCCCUGUCAUGCCUGGCAGCCACUCUGUUGAACGGUUUGUGAUAGAAGAGAACCUUCACUGCAUCAUCAAAUCCCACUGGAAGGAGAGAAAGACUUGUGCUGCACAGCUGUUGAGCUAUCCAGGCAAUAACAAGAUCCCCUUGAACUACCACAUCGUAGAGGUAAUAUUUGCAGAGUUGUUUCAGCUUCCAUCUCCACCACACAUUGAAGUCAUGUACACAACGCUCCUGAUUGAACUCUGCAAGCUUCAGCCUGGCUCCUUGCCACAAGUUCUUGCACAGGCUACUGAAAUGCUGUACAUGCGUUUGGAUACAAUGAAUACAACAUGUGUGGACAGAUUUAUUAACUGGUUUUCUCACCACUUGAGCAACUUUCAGUUCCGUUGGAGCUGGGAAGAUUGGUCAGAUUGUCUUACUCAGGACCUUGAGAAGCCCAAACCCAAAUUUGUGAGAGAGGUUUUGGAAAAAUGCAUGCGACUGUCCUACCACCAGCGAAUAAUAGACAUUGUUCCUGCAAGCUUUUCUGUCCUCAGUCCUGCUAAUCCAGUGUGCAUUUACAAAUAUGGAGAUGAAAGUAAUAGGUCUCUUCCUGGAUAUACUGUGGCGCUCUGUCUAACAAUUGCAAUUAAAAACAAGGCCAGUAAUGAUGAAAUCUUCAGCAUUUUAAAAGAUGUGCCUAAUCCAAACCAGGACGAUGAUGAUGAUGAAGGAUUUUCCUUCAACCCUCUGAAAAUAGAAGUUUUUGUUCAGACUCUGCUCCAUCUAGCUGCAAAGUCUUUCAGCCAUUCCUUCAGUGCUCUGGCAAAGUUUCAUGAAGUCUUCAAAACGCUUGCUGAAAGUGAUGAGGGCAAACUCCAUGUUCUGAGGGUUGUAUAUGAGGUUUGGAAGAAUCAUCCACAGAUGAUUGCUGUGCUUGUGGACAAGAUGAUUCGGACACAAAUUGUUGACUGUGCUGCAGUAGCAAACUGGAUCUUCUCUUCAGAGCUUGCACAUGAUUUCACUAGGUUUUAUAUCUGGGAGAUCCUGCAUUCCACAAUUCGUAAGAUGAAUAAGCACGUUCUGAAGAUUCACAAAGAACUGGAGGAGACUAAGGCAAGAUUGGCCAGGCAGCACAAAAGACGAGACAGUGAUGAUGACGAUGACGACGAUGACCGCAGCAGCGAUCGGGAGGAUGGGCCCCUGGAAGAGCAGAUAGAGCGCCUGCAGGAAAAAGUAGAGUCAGCCCAGAGCGAGCAGAAGAAUCUCUUCCUUGUUAUCUUCCAGCGUUUCAUUAUGCUGUUAACUGAGCACUUGGUGCGCUGCGAGACGGGUGGAAUUGACGUGUUCACACCCUGGUACAAGAGUUGUAUAGAGAGGUUGCAACAGAUCUUCCUACAGCAUCACCAGAUCAUCCAGCAAUACAUGGUUACCCUAGAGAACCUCCUGUUUACAGCUGAACUGGACCACCAUAUACUGGCCGUGUUUCAGCAGUUCUGUGCUCUGCAGGCUUGAGGAUUAUUCACGGGCAGAGUCUUGUCUGCAGGACUUUAGUGAAUUUAACAUUUGGUUUUUUUACAUGAUAAAACUUGAUAUGGGGAUAGAAAAACUUUUUGACUAAAACUGGCUUU
Molecule: messenger RNA, 2471 nt
Organism: Nestor notabilis (Kea)
Lineage: Eukaryota; Metazoa; Chordata; Aves; Psittaciformes; Psittacidae
Gene: NCBP1
Product: nuclear cap binding protein subunit 1, 80kDa
Exons: 22
Coding region: 1-2355 (784 amino acids)
Biological process (GO): regulation of mRNA processing; nuclear-transcribed mRNA catabolic process, nonsense-mediated decay; mRNA export from nucleus
Cellular component (GO): nucleus; nuclear cap binding complex
Molecular function (GO): RNA cap binding; protein binding; mRNA binding
Source: RefSeq, a predicted model, not a curated record